ACGAUUAUUUGAUUGCAGCUCUGAAUUUCCGGAGUCGCUGUGUGGUUUUUCGUGCGCCAGUCUUUUCUAAAUUUCUACAAAACCUAAUUCAGAAUUAAUCAUAAGAGCGCGAUGUCCGUUUCAAAGGUGACACGAAAAAGAUCAACCAAAGACAGGCUGGUGCCAUCGGAGCUUGGAGAACUCUCGGUGUUCAUUUGCUCCCCGUCGUACCAUUACCGGAUGAAUGCUGCCGACAAGGAAAAAAAUCUAGUACGGCUUAACAUUUCAUCCGUGGCGCAAUUGAAGGCGAAGCUAUGCCGCCCAGUCAAAACUAAGCCGCCAAUUACGUCGACUCCAAAGCGUCGGUAUAACGCACGAAAGAAGCCGCAAGCUGCUGCUGGUGCUCCUGCUGGUGCUGGUGCCAAGAGAAGCGGCGCUCGACCUGUAAAAACGUCCAGAAGCUUACCAAAAUCGGUGCCCAUAAACAAGGAGAAAUCGGUUGAGCAGCUGACAAAUGUUUCCAAUCAACUGGAAUAUCAAGAAGGCUCAACCAACAUGAAGACAUACGCCAAUGACGACCGUGCUGGUGCCGGGAUGGGUGUGGUCCAGCCGACUGGGCUUUCCGAAACAGACAUCGAGGCCACCGUGCCAGCUUGGGAAGUGUGCACCGACGGGCAGCUCCGCGAUAAUACGAGCGAUAUGGAAGAGGCUGAACCUAACUACGACUUGAUUCUACGCGAACUGAAAGCAAAAUUGCUUUUGCUGUUAGCUGAUUUGAAAUCGUCUAAAGGCUCAACAUAAUAUGCGUAUCAUCAUAUUAUAAGUGAUAUACAUACAUAUCAGGUGCGGAACACGCUGGAUUAUUUUUUUACCGGACUCACUGAAUAUCUCCAUUUAUUUUCAUACUAAUUUUUCAUUUAAAUCUUAAGCCAAAUAUCAAUAACCGAUUCAGAUAUCGAAUUUAAGUAAUAUUUUUUGCAACACUCAUGUCUCAAAGAUCUCUAAGCCCAGUGGCCAGUAGUAGUAUGUUUAGUAAAGUCCUAUUAGGACGAUUCGUUGUGUAAGAAUAAUAGUUCUGUGCGACUAAUCAAAUGAAAAAAAAUACAAGAAAACAUUAAAUUCUGUGCCUAAAAAAAAAACCGUUAUCACGAUGCCUAAUAAUUUGUAUUAAUGGUAUUUGUAAAUCAAUUGCCAGUGCGAGCCAUUUGUGAGCAAUUAUUUAUUUAUGGCUAUAAAUAUUCUCCACUCGGAAAUUUGCAUGUGGAACGCGCUCCUCCUCGACUGGUCUCCACUGGCGGAUUUAAUCCAAAAGCAUGCAUUCAACGUUUUUGCUAUUGAAUUUUAAUUAAUUUUACAAAUAAUGGCUGCAACGGGGUAAAGAAAAAAAGCAACCACCAACAACCAACAAACAAACGAAUUAAUGUCAAACGAAAAUUAAGAAUUACAAAAUACAAAAAUGUACAAUUACCAGUGAAUCGAAAAAACUCAAAUUCCUAGUAUAUCUAUUUA
Drosophila obscura is the source of this 1488-nucleotide messenger RNA. RefSeq lists its product as uncharacterized. Lineage: Eukaryota; Metazoa; Arthropoda; Insecta; Diptera; Drosophilidae. The transcript is spliced from 10 exons. The coding region runs from base 112 to 780 and encodes 222 amino acids. The record is from RefSeq and is a predicted model, not a curated record.